Molecule: messenger RNA, 1725 nt
Organism: Fusarium oxysporum Fo47
Lineage: Eukaryota; Fungi; Ascomycota; Sordariomycetes; Hypocreales; Nectriaceae
Product: thiamine diphosphate-binding protein
Exons: 1
Coding region: 1-1725 (574 amino acids)
Molecular function (GO): carboxy-lyase activity; magnesium ion binding; thiamine pyrophosphate binding
Source: RefSeq, a predicted model, not a curated record
AUGGCGUCUGUGGCACCAACCGUCAAGCUUGCUGACUACCUCUUUACUCGCCUGCACCAACUUGGUGUCAGGUCAGUCCACGGUGUGCCCGGUGACUAUAACCUGGCGUUGCUCGACCAUGUUGAACCCUGCGGCUUGCGCUGGGUUGGCAAUACUAAUGAGCUCAAUGCCGCCUAUGCUGCAGAUGGAUACUCCAAGAUCAAAGGAAUUGCAGCUAUUAUUACAACCUUCGGCGUGGGUGAGCUUUCGGCUAUCAAUCGUAUUGCUGGCGCUUAUGCAGAACGAGCACCUGUCGUCCACAUCGUCGGCAGCCCGAAAAGAGAGUCUCAAGAGUCCCGUGCUAAGAUCCAUCAUACCUUCAAUGAUGGUGACUACCGUCGCUUUGCUGCGAUGUCUGCGCAUGUUACCGUGUCUCAGGUGCAUUUGUGGGAUUUUCGAACUGCGGCUACUCAGAUCGAUGAGGUCUUGAAAGAAUGUUUGCUCAAGAGUCGACCUGUAUAUCUCGAAGUCCCAGUGGAUAUGGUUGCGACGCUCGUACCCAGCGUUAGCCUCCAGUCCCCCAUUCAGCUUCCUGGUCCACUGCACCUACCGACUCACGAAAACAUCCAAUCACAAAUUCUGAGCAGAAUCUAUAGUGCUCAGAAACCCAUUAUUCUCGUGGACGGCGAAAUUAGACCAUUUGGUAUCAUAAAAGACGUGCAGCAGCUGGUAGAGUUGACCCAUUGGCCUACGUGGACUACGGGCUUUGGCAAAGGCCUUUUGGACGAGACACUCCCCAACAUGCAUGGAGUCAACCGAGGCAAAUACGGAGACCCUAUUGAGACGGCCUUUAUAGCUGAAGCAGACUUGGUCCUGUGCUUUGGGCCUCAUCUUAGUUCGACCAAUACUUUCGGUUACUCUAGCGUCCCCAAGACGGACGUGUCAAUCUUGAUCAAAGAAAACGAGGUCCAAAUCGGCGAUUCAGUAUUCCGAGACGUCCCUGCAAGCUCUAUCACCUCGUGGCUCUCUCAGAAUCUGGACACCUCUCGAGUCAGGCGCUACAGCCCAUAUCCAGAGCUGCCUCGGCCCACUGUGCUAUCAUUCUCAAAUCUCGAGGGGCACAAACCUAUCACCCAAAAGAGUCUGUGGCUGCUCCUCGCCAACAUAUUCCGCCCUGAGGACAUCAUUCUCGGUGAAACCGGGACUGCUGGCCACGGUGUGCGAACAAUGCCUCUACCCAAGUCCACGCGAGCUUUUGUUCCAGUUACAUGGCUCUCCAUCGGUUACAUGCUUCCCGCAGCACAAGGAGCUGCACUAGCUCAACGGGAAUUAAUCGAGGCUUCUGCUUAUAACGGCAAUAAUGCCUCUCGAACAGUCCUGUUCAUCGGGGAUGGUAGCUUUCAGAUGACAGUCCAGGAGGUAUCUACAAUUAUCAGACAUAACUUGAACGUUAUUGUGUUUGUUAUCAAUAAUGAUGGAUAUACCAUUGAAAGAUGCAUUCAUGGUUAUACACAAAGCUACAACGACAUUGCGCGGUGGAGGUAUUGCGAGGCUCCAAGCUUCUUUGGGGCUUCUAGUGCGUUCACGGCCAAGGUUGCAACGUGGGCUGAGCUGGACAGUGUGUUGAGAAACGAAGAGUUGCUGGAUGGCGAUGGACUGCGCCUUGUGGAAAUCAUCAUGGAUCGCGAGGAUGCACCGGAGGGGAGUCUAUUGGACAUGCUGAAAGUACAGAAAGCUCAUGGUUGA